Molecule: messenger RNA, 3729 nt
Organism: Saccostrea echinata
Lineage: Eukaryota; Metazoa; Mollusca; Bivalvia; Ostreida; Ostreidae
Product: zinc finger protein 664-like
Exons: 2
Coding region: 519-1709 (396 amino acids)
Biological process (GO): regulation of transcription by RNA polymerase II
Cellular component (GO): nucleus
Molecular function (GO): DNA-binding transcription factor activity, RNA polymerase II-specific; RNA polymerase II cis-regulatory region sequence-specific DNA binding
Source: RefSeq, a predicted model, not a curated record
AAGAGAUACAAACAUUGAAGAAUUCUGACCCUGUGAAUGAGAAGGAAAAAGACCAACAGCAGAAAAUAAUGAAGGGGAGUGAGGCUGCUCUAUCAACCUGAUCAACACAUUUAAAGCAAUAAUGAAAAGUCAACAUUUAUGGUGAGAAUGACAGUCAGAAAAAGAAUGUAGAGAUGCACAUCAGUACUCAUGGAAGGAAAAAGACUAAUAAAUGUAGCAUUUGUUGAAAAACAUUAAGUCGAAAAACCAUAUAAAUUUGAUGUGUGUGGAAGAGCAUUCUCUAUAUUAGUGCACCUACAGAGGUACAUGAAGAUACAUACUGGUGAGAAAAAGAUGAUGAAUAUUAUGUGUUUCAGAGGAAAAUCAGAGAAAAAUCAGAUUUAAAGGUACAUUUGUGGACACACGAAAGUGAAAAACAAAGGAUUUCUUAUUAAGCACCUGACUCUUAAAAAGAUCCAAGGUCACCUAGGGUUGAAAAACUUUCCAAGUAUAAAGAGACAUGCAGUCAGUCAAAUAACAUGGAGAUACCAAACAACACUUAUCUGGAAAAAGCUUUACAUCAAUGUGAUGUUUGUUGGAGGGUGUUUAGUAAAUCUGGGAGUUUAACGAGACACAGGAAGAUGCAUUCAAGUGAAAAACCUCAUAUAUGUGACAAGUGUGGAAAAGCAUACAUUGAAAGAGGGCAUUUGAUUGGACAUAUGAAGACACAUAAUGAUAACAGUCUUGUAACCUUUGCUGAAAAAGAACGCUUGAACAGACGCCUGAUGGCGCAUACUCGGAAAAAGUCUUUUAAUUGUGGCAAGUGUGGAAAGUUCUUUGGUACAAAAAACUACUUACAGAAGCACAUGAGGAGACAGGCAUGUGAGAAGCUGUUGAAAUGUGAUGUGUGUCUGGAGGUCAUUGCAAAAUUUGAUUUAGAAAGACACAUGAAAACACAUCAAUGUAAAAACCCAUUUGUUGAUAUGUGCAAGAUGGUAAAUUAUCAAACUGGGCGGUUUGAUGAACCAGUAAGGAUUUCUAUUUAUAGAGGAUCCUUUCUGUGCAAAGUGUGUGGAAAGAUGGUCACUUGCAUGGAGAGCCACAUGAGGACACACACACAUGGGAAACCUUACAAAUGUAAUGUAUAUAAGGAAGCCUAUAAUCUAAAAACACCCUUGCCUACACAUACAGGGACACAUACAUGUAACAUACCCUAUAAUUGUGAUGUGUGUAGGAAAGUAUUCAUCCAAUUAGGACAAUUAGAGAGACACAAAGAGACACACAAAAUUAAUAGGCCUUAUUUAUGUAGUUUAUGCGGAAAGGCAUACACACACUCACAUAACUUACAUAUACACAAAAGGACACAUACAGGUGAAAAACCUUAUCAGUGUGAUUUGUGUGGGAAAUCUUUCAUAAAAUCAUCUAACUUAAAGAUACACAUUAGGACACAUACUGGUGAAAAACCUUAUAAAUGUGAUUUGUGUGGGAAGGCAUUUAUCCACUCAGGUGAAUUAAGUAGACACACAAGGACACAUACAGGUGAAAAACGUCAUAAAUGUGUUGUAUGUGGAAAGGCAUUUUACCGAUCAGAACAAUUAAAGAAACACGUGAGGAAACAUACAGGUGAGAAACCUUAUAAAUGUGAUGUCUGUGGAAAGGCAUUCAACCAAUCAGGUUAUGCAAAGCUACACAUGAGGAGACAUACUUGUAAAAGAACCUUAAAAAUGUGAUGUGUGUAAAAAGAGACUUUACCGAUUAUGUUCUUUACAGAAACACAAGACGACACAUACUGUACAGGUAAAAAAAAAACUAAAAACUUCUCAGAACACCUGACAGUUGAGGAGACAUUGAGUCAAUUUUAUGUGUGUGAGAAGGCAUCUUACAAACGUUUAACGAUCCUAUGUUUUACAGAGACACAGGAGGACACAUACUGAUAAGAAAACUAUAAAUGUGAUUUGUGUUAGACGGCACACAAGUGAACAGAUCACUUACAGACACUUUAGAGAAAACAAACAUACCUUGUAAUGUGUUGGAAGGCUUUCUCUUUUUCAGAUUCCAUAUAAAAGCACCUGAGAGAACAUACUGGUGAUAAACCUUAUAAAUGCGAUGUGUGAGUGAAAAGGCAUUCUACUGACUGGAUAUCUUACUUACACGCAUGGACAUGUAAAGGUGAUAAAAUAUAUUAAAUGUAUGUGGAACGACAUUUACCCGAUUACUUGACUUAAAUGUGUAUUGUACUUGGGAAGGUAUUCAGUCCAGUUAAAUAAGAAUUUUACAGAGACGCAUAACGAUACAUACAGGACACUUCAACCAAAUAAAUCUGUAUGUGUGAAAGCAUACAUUUAGCAUAUAAACACGUAAAGAUAACAUAUAUGAACAUGUAUGCUAGUGAAACUUCCUAUGAAGGUGAGGUCUGUUGAAAAGAAGUUUAUCAGACGUUGGAGAAAACCCCUUUUCUAUGUGACAGUGGAAAGUUUGAAAGAUUGAUCUGAACAUUAACAGAUAUACUUAAGGACACAUUUACAGAUGAUGAUCCUAAUAAAGGUGAUGUGUGUGGGAAAAAGUUCGGGAGUUUGGAUGUAAUGAAAUAACAUGUAAUUUUUGUGGAAAGAUAGUCAAUGAUUCAAAGGGUUUACAGAAACACAUGAAAAUACACAAAGGAGAAAAACUUCAUUUAUGUGAUGUGUACGUGGAAAGGCAUUGAUUGAGAAAGAACACUUGAGACAUGAAGAUACAUUCAUGUACAUUUGGAUAAAAAGGUGAUACAUUUGAUAAACAACAACAGACGUGAUGUGUUUUGAGGACAUUCACUUACUUUACUAGACACUAGAAAACACAUCUAGGAGUAUACAUAUUUGUGAUGUGUUUUGAGGACAUUCACUUACUUUAUGAGACACUAGAAAACACAUCUAGGAGUAUACAUAUUUGUGAUGUGUGUGGAAAAGUGUUUAUUAAAGACACCGUUGAAAAUACACAUGAAGUUAUAUUAAAAAGUUAUAUUAAAAAGGUAGUGAACAUGUACAUUUUAUCUGUGUAGAAAAAAAUUAGCAAAGGACACUUGAAAAGUCCCAUCAAAACUCACACUGGUGGAAAAAAUGUGAUUAUGAUUUGAGUGGGAAAUGAUUUAUGCUCUUAAGUUGUUCCUUUCAAUCUGCAAAUAAGUGUUAUUUGUUUUAGAGAAAGUGUUAUUUUGUUUUAGAGAAAGUGUUAUUUUGUUCAGUGAAAAGGCAGACUGAAAGAUCAUAUGAAUUUAACGUGAAAAAGAGUCAUAACUGUGAAGUGCUUGGGGUGUAUAUAGACACAUAGAAUUACAGGGAGGUGAAAAGCAAUGAAAACGGUAAUUAAUCAGGGUUACUUUCAUACAUACAGUGUAUACAGCCUAACAAAGAGAUGCUACAUUUAUAAUAAUGAAGCACGGGUUAAGAGUAGAAAUUGAAAUCAGUUACUAGCAGAUAAAAAAAAAAAAUUUAACAGACAUGACUGAUUAUUACUGUACAUGUAAUCCUGGCAGUGCGAUGUGCUCUCAUGAGGUCAAUUUGACUUUGGAGAAAAAGAUGACCCCCUUUUCAAGAAUUAACUUUAAGGCAUCUGAAAAUAUCCUCAUUUAGACUGUUUAACAUCAUGAUUUCCUGCGUUUUCUAUGAUUUUCUUUACAUUUUUAAUAUUGUGCCGAAAGUGCAUAUUUGUAGAUAUAAUUAUAUAUUUUUUUAAUGAAAUGAAUCACUUAAAAUCCGUUUUAUGUAUUUAGUU